Messenger RNA from Colletotrichum spaethianum, 1197 nucleotides. RefSeq names its product metaxin-like protein. The transcript is spliced from 2 exons. The coding region runs from base 1 to 1197 and encodes 398 amino acids. The record is from RefSeq and is a predicted model, not a curated record. Gene Ontology annotation, cellular component: SAM complex. Gene Ontology annotation, biological process: mitochondrion organization. NCBI's taxonomy places the organism in Eukaryota, Fungi, Ascomycota, Sordariomycetes, Glomerellales, Glomerellaceae.
AUGGCGACUCAUCACAAAGAACUCGACAAAGAGUCACACCGCCUCCCGGCCCUCCAUGCUAACGGCGUAUGCGUCACGGGCUACGCCGCUAUCGCAUCUCAUCUCGCCUCCCUCUCCCCGCACUCCCCCUCAUGGGACCUGGAUCUGGACUCGCGCCUCACUGCCUCGCAGCGCGCAGACACCCUCGCCUACGGCGCCUACGUCGACGCCCAGCUCGCGCCCCUCCUCGACGCCGCUCUCUAUGGUACCCACGAGAACUGGGCCGCCGUCACCCGACCUGCACUGAGCCACCUCCUCGGGUUCCCCCUGAGUUGGACCGUCCCCGUCAUGCUCCGUAACCAGGCCGUGGCGCGGUGCGCGCACCUCGGGCUCGAAUCGCUGGGCGCCGAGGAUGAGGAGUCGGGAGGUGAUGCGCAGGGCAGCGCGCUGGACCGCGCGAUGAAGCAUCUUCCUGUCUCGAGCAGGAAGAGCGUGCUGGAGGAGAUGAAGGUCGGCACCGCCCGAGGGAUCAGGCUGCAUGCCAUGACCGUCGACGCCCUCUCGCCGCUGGAGGAGCUUCGCGCCCGAGGCGAGGAGACGCCGGGGGAGAAGAAGCGCUUCUUCGGUGGCGAGGUGGCGACGUCUCUCGACUGCCUUGUCGUCGGGUACCUUGCUCUCAUCCAAGAGGUCGAGCUUCCCCAGUCCUGGCUCCGUACGAUUCUCGCAAAGAAGUUCCCGCACCUGAGCGCCAUGGCCGCAGACCUCCGUGACGAGUGCCUCACGAGCCCCGGCGCCCUGCCCUGGGUUGCGGCACCCUCGUCGGCUCUCCGCACGGCGGCCCGCUUCCUCGACAACGUUGUGCAGGCGACACCGAACCUGGGCGAGGCGUACGUUCACGAGUGGCGGCGGCGUGCAGAGGCGAAGGCGAAGGGUGUCGCGGACCGGAGGACGCUUGCUCUCGCUGGUGGGGUGUUGGCGGCCGGCACCGCGAUCGCGUAUGGGGUAUGGACGUAUCGCAGUCUCCCGCCCUGGGGUAUGCGGACGCAGACUUGGAUGGCGGAGAAGAGAGGCCUAAACAAGUUCGGUGAUCUGGGUGCCAUGCUAGACUUCUCGCUGGGACUUGCGGAUCCAGCGCCGCAGGCAAGUCCGUCUGCUGGAUGGGGCGGGGGCUUCGGUACGGAGCACAGAGUGGUUGAGUCUGAACUGGCUGUCGACUAG